UGAUUAGAAAGAAAACAAGAACUGUCGAUGUGUGAUAAAUGUAGAAUGUGUGUUCAAAAACACUCAUAAAAUUGGUAUAUAUACCAUUUAGUUUCAUUAGAAAUGGCAUUGAAUGCGGACGAUGAUAUUUUACCACAGUAUCCCCUUAAUUCUGAAAAGAAAACCCACCUUUGUGACAUAUGUAAUAAAAUAUUCACUAGUAACUGGAAUUUAACCCAACACAAAACUAUUCACACAGGAGAAAGGCCAUAUUCAUGUAGUGUAUGCGAUAAAACAUUUUCACGUAAAUCAGGUUUAAAACAACACAGUCAUGUUCACGAAGAAAAAGAUUUCAAUGACGAAAAUAAUUUAACUUUAGAUUCACUUAUUGCGACUGAAAAGAAAACUUACUCAUGUCAUGUGUGUAAUAAAAUAUUUACCGCUAAAAAGUAUUUGAACAGACACUAUCUUAUUCAUACGGGAGAGAAACCCUAUUCUUGCGACAGGUGCGAUAAAACAUUUGCUUUUAAAUGUAGGCUAGACGAUCACUAUCGUGUUCAUACGGGGGAGAGACCGUAUACAUGCAGUGUUUGUAAAAAAACUUUUAAACAUCAGAGUACAUUAACUGAACACAGCCGUCUUCAUACCGGAAUAAAAAAGUAUAUGUGCGCUUUGUGUGACAAAUCAUUUGUACGAAAACAUGAAUUAGUAACACACAACCUUCGCCAUACUGGAAAGAAGCCUCACGCAUGCACUAUGUGUGAUAAAUCAUUUUUGUGGAAGAAUCACUUAAAAGUGCAUUACCGCACUCAUACUAAAGAAAAACCUUAUUCAUGCAGCGUGUGUAAUAAAGCUUUCCGGUAUAAAAGUUGCUUAACGCAGCAUAAUAAAGUUUGUCCCCUCGAGAAACGAAAACCUUAUCCGUGCAAUAUGUGUGACAAAUCGUAUAGCCACUUUAAAAGUUUAAAAAAACAUUAUGUUAUUCAUAAUUCUCCAUUUGAGAAUUGCAUAACACAACAAAGAAAUGUUCAUAUACCUAAGAAAAAGGAAAUACACGCAUGCAGUGUGUGUGGAAAAAAAUAUAGGCAUCUCAAAAGUUUAGAAAAGCAUGACACUAUACAUAAUUCUAUAUUAAAACAACCACUGGUAAAAAGUGAAUCUGAAAAAUGCUCUUUUUAUUAUUAAUAAUGGAAAGAAAACAUGACAUUCUGUUGUAAAUAUCAGUUAAAUAUCCAUAUUUAGCAUUCAUUUGUAAUUUAUUAUAUUCAUUAUUACAUUUAUUAUAAUAUAUGAGUAUAACAUAUAUUAGGGUGUAACCUAUUUGUGCAAUCUAUGUGAUAAAUCAUUGUUCAUAAUCAUUAAAACAUUAUCUUUAUCAUAUUAAAAAAAAACUUAUUCAUGCUGUAAAUAUGUUCAUUAAUCAUUGGUGAAUCAUUUGAAGGUCCACUAUUGUAUUAUAUUUAUACGAAAAGGAAACCUUGUUUAUCCUAUGGAAGAGUAUCAUAUUAGUUCUUGUAUCAACUACAAUCAUUGUUGUGACAAUAGGUUUUUACUUCCUGUUUUGGCAUAGGUACAAAUAUAGAAUAUAUUCCCAUGCAAUGUGUAUAAUUACGCUAUUUAAUUUUAAAAAAUUUUUUCACAACACUAUGUAAACCAUACUGUUAAGAAACUUUAUUCAGGCAGUGUGCAUGACAUGUUACAACACUGUAAAAAAAUUAUAACUCUGUACAUAAUUCUGAAAUAA
Molecule: messenger RNA, 1723 nt
Organism: Parasteatoda tepidariorum (common house spider)
Lineage: Eukaryota; Metazoa; Arthropoda; Arachnida; Araneae; Theridiidae
Source: RefSeq, a predicted model, not a curated record